AUGGCGGGGCCUAGCUCGGCUGAGGGGUAUAUUGUCUCUGUGGAACUUAUUUGCGCUGAACAUUUGCAGCGCACCCUGCUUGCGUGCGACGAGGCGACGGCAUUUCAGCGCAUUGUGGCUCAGGCCGUUGUGCUCCAUGGAGGCCGUUGGGGCUUUGAGCAGCACCACGCUUUGGGAGUUGGCGGGCAUCAUGGGUUUCCGCCGGGAAAUGGAAUGGCGCAACAGGACGUGUGGAAGGCUUCAAGGGGGGCAGUGUGUGCGGAUCGUGUGUUGGAGCGGCGAGAAAGGUUUAUGCAAAAUGAAGGGAGUCUGCUGCGCAGGAUAGCAUUGGCAUCUAGAGGCAUUCGCCAAAGUGGCGCGGCGUUGUAUGCCCCAAGUGGAUCUUCCUUUUGA
Trypanosoma conorhini is the source of this 393-nucleotide messenger RNA. RefSeq lists its product as uncharacterized. NCBI's taxonomy places the organism in Eukaryota, Euglenozoa, Kinetoplastea, Trypanosomatida, Trypanosomatidae. The record is from RefSeq and is a predicted model, not a curated record. The coding region runs from base 1 to 393 and encodes 130 amino acids. The transcript has a single exon.